Molecule: messenger RNA, 3470 nt
Organism: Triticum urartu
Lineage: Eukaryota; Viridiplantae; Streptophyta; Magnoliopsida; Poales; Poaceae
Product: cellular apoptosis susceptibility protein, putative / importin-alpha re-exporter
Biological process (GO): protein import into nucleus; protein export from nucleus
Cellular component (GO): nuclear envelope; cytosol
Molecular function (GO): nuclear export signal receptor activity; small GTPase binding
Source: RefSeq, a predicted model, not a curated record
CUUCCUCUCUCCCCUACCGACCCCGUUCCCCUCUUCCCCACGAGAGAGAUUUUCAAAAACCCUACCUCGCCGCUCCACCCCCGUCCCCCCGAUCCCCCCCACCCAAAACCCUAGCCGCCCCAGAUCGCGGCGAUAAUGGAGGUGCCGCCGGAGAUGCUCGACACCCUAGCGGGCUGGUUCGCGCAGACGCUCUCCCCCGACGCCGCCGCCCGCCGCGCCGCCGAGCAGAGCCUCGCCGCCGCGGCCGCCACCCCGGGCUUCGCGCUCGCGCUCCUCGGCCUCGCCUCCUCCCCGCGCCACGACCUCCAGGCCCGCCUCGCCGCCUCCGUCCACUUCAAGAACCUCCUCCGCCGCCGCUGGCCCAAGCCCGCCGACGACGCCGACGACGCCGACCACCUCCCGCCCAACGACUGCGUCAUCAUCAAGACGCACAUCCUCCAGCUCCUACUCACCGCCCCGCCGCUCAUCCAGUCGCAGCUCUCCGAAGCCCUCGCCGCCGCCGCGGCCUCCGACUUCCCUGCCAGAUGGGAGUCGCUCCUCCCGUCCAUCGUCUCCUCGCUCGGUAACGCCCUCUCGGCGGGGGACGUCCCCGCCACCAACUCCCUCCUCGCCGCUGCGUUCUCCCUCUUCUCCCGCUUCCGCAACGUCUUCGACAGCAACACCCUCCGCAUCGACCUCAAGUACUGCCUAGACACUUUUGCGGCGCCCCUCCUCGAGGUCUUCCUCUCCACCUCUCGCCGCCUCCAGGCCUCUGCAGUCGCCGCAAGCCCACUUGAACUCCGCCCCGUAUUUGAGUGCCUUCGUCUGUGCUGCGAGAUCUUCUACUCGCUCAACUCUGUGGACCUGCCGGAGUUCUUCGAGGAUCACAUGCGUGAGUGGAUGACAGAGUUCCGUGCAUUCCUCACCACCUCCUACCCUCCGCCUGUAGAGGCAGAUGGUGCUCCAGAUGCGCUCCGAGCUGCUGUCUGUGAUAACCUGCAGCUGUACAUGGAGAAGUAUGAGGAAGAGUUCAGGGCAUAUUUGAAGGAGUUUGUUGAGGCCGUGUGGGGGCUCCUCAUGGCGCCGACAGUCUCGCCGUCCCGUGGUCAGCUUGCCGUGACUGCGAUAAGGUUCUUGACAACAGUCGCCGAGAGUGUUCACCAUGCUUUGUUCGGGACUCCUGAUGCAAUGAAACAGAUAUGUGACAGCGUUGUUGUGCCUAACCUGCGACUGCGGGACGAGGAUGAGGAGUUGUUUGAGGGGAACUGGGUGGAAUAUGUCAGGCGUGAUGCAGAGGGAAGUGAUACCGAUACACUGAGGCGUGCUGCGUGCCGCUUGCUGCGUGGGCUAGCCGCGAACUACCGGGAACAGGUGGCUGUACUUGUAUCAGCGCAGGUCCAGCAGAUGUUGGCUGCAUAUGCCGCUGACAGGGCAAACAACUGGAAGGAGAAGGACGCUGCGAUAUAUCUUGUUAUUGCUCUUAUGCAGAAGCCUGGUGCCACAGGUGGUGGGACACCUGUGGUUGACAUGGAGAGCUUCUUUGCAUCUGUGAUUGUGCCCGAGCUGCAGGCCCCUGAUUGGGAAUCUGAGCCAAUGCUGAAGGCAACAGUCCUCAGGUUCUUGAAGGAGUUCAAGGAUCAGAUACCCAAAGCCACCGCACUGGCUCUGCUUCCAAGUGUUACAAGGUUCCUGACGCACGAGUCCAAUGUUGUCCAUUCCUAUGCUGCGAUCUUUAUCGAGAACCUGCUGAUCAUCAAGGAUGUUGUCCAGGUACCAGGGGUCAAUGUAGUGACAAGAGCUUCACGCUAUGUGGCUACUGAUAUCAACUCUUUUGCCCAGCAGAUUAUUCAGAGCCUGUCCAAGGCGUUAGGUUAUCCUGAUUCUUAUGAGAACCCCUAUCUGAUGAAGUGCCUGAUGAGAGUACUGGGGAUCGCAACUAUCGCUGGCCAAGUUGUUCAUGAGAUAACCGCUCGUCUUGUGGGCAUUCUGAUGGAAGUGUGCAAUAACCCCAAGAACCCUGACUUUAAUCAUUACUUGUUUGAAGCUCUGGCAGCAGUGAUUGGCAAGGCUGGUGAACAAGACCCAGCAUUGGUACCUUUGUUUGAGGCAAGCCUCUUCCCAGUACUCCAGAGGAUAUUAGUUGAGGACAUCUCAGAGUUCUGGCCAUAUUCUUUUCAGAUAUUCGCACAGCUUGUCAAUUUGAGCCGACCACCUCUCUUGCAGAAUUACAUGCAGCUGUUUGGUGUCUUGCUCAGCAAUGCUACUUGGGAUCGACCACCAUGUGUUCCUGCCUUGGUUCGCUUGCUGCGAGCAUUCCUUCGGAAAAUUCCAAAUGAGCUUAACCAAGAAGGUAGGCUGCCAAAUAUCUUAGUGAUAUUCCGUAGUCUAGUUUCACGCAGCAGCACGGAAGAUUCUGCAUUCUACAUGCUUAACACGCUAGUGGAAAAUGUUGGUUUGGACAUUAUCAAUCCACACAUAAGUGAGAUAUGGAGUGCUCUCUUUACUCGCUUACAGACUAGGCAAGCAGUGAAGUUUGUGAAUUCUCUUGUGGUGGUCAUGUCCUUGGUGUCAGUCAAGUAUGGGCCAGGUGUUCUUGUCAGUUCUGUUGAUACGAUUCAGCCGAAUCUCUUCACCACAAUUCUUCAGCGUUUUUGGAUUCCCAAUCUCAAGUUGAUCAAAGGUUCUCUUGAAAUCAAGCUUACAGCAGUUGCCUCAACAAAGUUGCUUUGUGAGUCCGCGGUGCUGCUGGAUGCUGCUGCAGCCCAAACGUGGGGUAAAUUGCUUGAUAGCAUUGUCACACUGUUGUCUAGAACGGAGCAAGAUGGAGUACAACAAGAGCAAAAUGACGGAGCUGAUGCGGUGGAUAAUCAGAAGACAUCAGGUUAUUCUGUCUCAUUUGUACGCCUUCAGUAUGCUGGGAAGAGUGAAGAUUAUCUGUUGAAAGACAUAAAUGAUCCAAAGCAGUUUCUGGUGACAUCCUUGGCCUCACUUUCUGCACAGUCUCCUGGAAGGUUUGGUCCUGUCAUUGAGCAGCAUGUGGACCCAGCAAACAAAAGUGCUCUUCUUCAGCUUUGUGCUGCCUAUAAUGCCAACAUUGUCUAGGAGCCAAAUGGCGUCGUUCUAAGGAAUGCUUGGUUACCAGAGUUUUUCUGUCAGAGGAUGAUGAGUCUCUUGGUGUCAUGUGUCCAUGAAGCUGGUUCCUGGUUCGUCCAUGUGUAGGUUGAUGGUGUGAUGGGAAAGAGAAGGUCGCCAAAUCAAAUCAUAUAGUAGAAACAUGAACUUUGUACUUUGUGGAGAAUCUGUCUAUUUUGGUUUGAAAUUUUUGUGUGUGUGGAAGAGUUCUCUUUUUCCCGGUGAGUGUACUGGUACUGGUCCAGAAUGUUGUCAACGUUGUCUGUGUGUGUUGUUAUUCCCCGUGGGAUCUGCUGUAAUUCGGCAUGGGAAAUGGUAUAUUUGUUGGAUGUUAUUGGCAGCAUCCACUGUUGGUGUAA